AUGUACAAAAAAUUAUUUGCAACUGUGCUCUUACUUUCCGUUUGCAAUGGAAUUCAAGUGAGUCAAAUACUUUAAAAGCAAAGAUCUUAACUGCUUUGGAAACAAGAAGCUACUAAUAAAUUCUCAUGGAAUGCUACUCAAGAAUUGAAAUGGGAAGUUGUAAAUGCCUUUAUAGAUGUUCAGACCUCCCCAGAUGGUGAUGUAUUUGCAAUUUAAAAAAUUUAAUCUGAACUUCAAGAGACCAAAUACCAUCUCUAUCUCUACAAUGUUACCUCGAAUGUAUGGAAUAUCGUAGACGGAAACUUCGAGGUCAAGGCUGUGAGAUUUGACAGACUUGGAAACAUGUACUAUCUGGAUCCUAAAAACUGUGUCCGCAACUCAGAAUAAAUAAAGGUCGUUUGUGGACUCAAAGAUUUUGAAGUGACUGUGGAUAAAAAAAUAAUCGGACUCAUUGAUGACUCAGGACUUUAAACUGCAGCCAGUCUAUCAAGUGCUUAUAAGCCGGCACUUGUCUCACCUUACGAAUUUAAAUCCUUAUCUGGCUUCAAAGGAAUCACUCUCUUGAAAGAUGAACCUAUACUUAUUGCCAGCGAUGGCACUGUUGACUCUAUAUAUGGAGGAGAAAAACUCAUCAGCAUUAGUGCAGGAAUAGACGGUUCACUCUGGGCACUCUAAGAUGAAGGUAAUGCCACUGAUUUCACAGUACUCAAGUGGUAGACUAUAGCCUAGAAGUGGUAUAAAGUUUUAGGUGCUAAAGGAACAUGUCUUUCCGCCUUCAAUGAAAUUUCUGUUGCUAUUGUAAACUCAUUAGGAUUACUAAGUCUCUCUUCUCAAAAUGGGCAUCAAAAUGAGGCUGAUUAUGUAAUAUCUGCACCUUAACCUCCUACUUCCACAUAUGCGAGCACUUUGGCUCAAAAGGCUGACUUUGAUUGGAUGCUGAGUCUUAUUAACACAACUACUUUUACUGAACUAGUACCACUUUUCAAAUCUGCAGCAAAUGUCAAAACCAGAUUGGAGGCAUUCAAUUCUAUAGAAAACAAGACGAAUGUGUUCAUUCUCUAUAAAACUAAUUAUGAUGUUGUGUCAGGCUUCUUUUUCUCAGGUCCAUUUCCCACCCCAAACUAGCGUUCAAUGUCGCGUUAGAAAACAUUCGCAGCUUUCAGCAUCACAAAUAGAUAUUCUUAUCCAGUUGACACUUAAGCAUUUUCAGCCUAUAAUGAAAUUCAAGAAAUAUUAAAUAUCUAGGGACAUGACAAUACAUUAGAUAUUUCACCAUAGUGCGGAUAAUCUGCUGGAGGAUAUAAUAUGGAUAAUUUUGUCGAGAUUAUCAAUAUUGGAAAUAGUGCUCAUCACAAAGCCUCGAAAAUUCUCACAGGAAAUCAAAAUGAUCCAGAAUAGGUAGAAAACAGAUAUGUUCAAUGUGUUGAAAUUGAAAUUUAUCAAGCAAAUUGA
Stylonychia lemnae is the source of this 1452-nucleotide messenger RNA. The record is from the annotation of a GenBank genome assembly. NCBI's taxonomy places the organism in Eukaryota, Ciliophora, Spirotrichea, Sporadotrichida, Oxytrichidae.